AAUAGAUUCUGUAAUACCUUCUCUGAGAUGGAGGAAAGUGUGGCAAAAGAACAGCUGUGGGGCACUCCACCCUUCUGAUUCCUUGUUUUUCCUCUGUAACUCAGUGGAUGGUCAUGGGGACAGCCGAGAACAGCCACACUGCACUGAAACUUCCACUCCUUGACAAACCCAAGACACAGAAAAACUACGCCCAACCUGAGGUUCUGCGUCACACCUUUGAGACUCUGUCUAACCUUCACAAACUGCUGCCAAAUUGUAUGAUGGAGACACUCUACUCCUACAAGAGAGAAGAGGACAAACAAAAUUCUCAGAAUUCUGAAUUCUCUGGCUUAGAAAGGAUCUUAGCAAGACAUCAGUUUCCAAAAGAGAUUAAUCUGACUCCAAAUCCAAGUAGCAUGCCCCUGUGGAGAAGAAAAUCCAUCAACAAUGCAAAUCGUGGGUGGAAUAAGUGUCAAUUGUGGAAUAAAAGCCUUGAGGAGCCUCUGAUGUCAACCAUAGUUGUCAGAUGGUUUAAAAAGAAUAUGCAACCCGCUGAAGACCUCCACUCGGUAAUCCAGAAGCUGUCCGUGUUUGGGCCAAUUAAGUCAGUCACCUUCUGUGGACGGCAAAGUGCUACCGUGGUGUUCCGAGACACGACUUCAGCGUGUAAUGCUGUGAAUGCUUUUCAAAGCAGGACCCCAGGCACAACGUUUCAAUGUUCCUGGCAACAGCGCUUCAUGUCAAAAGAUAAAACUUUUUCAAGAAGUUAUACUGCAAAGUCACAGCCUAAAGACUAUAAGCAGGAAAUUGAAAGAAAACACCAAUCGUAGCUAAAGGGACACAAACAGAUUUUUCAAAACUUUAUGUUCUUCUAUGAUGUACACCACUACUGUAGUAAGAACAAAGUGAAAUCAAGACAAUUCAAUAGUGAACACCAGGCUGUACUGUUUUGGCAAAUAACUUCAUGAGCUUCAGUUGACUUAUCUGCAAAGAAGGCAGUGAGGGUAGAUAGUGCUUGAAAGUGCCUUCUUAUUCAAAAAUUCUAUUCUAAACUCCAGAAUUAGUUUACUUGGGAAAAAAGUAUUAAAUGAUCCACUUGUGUAACAUGCAAAAAUGCCACUCCUACUUUAGAUUAAUUGGAAAAUCAAAAGUUGACUGUUACGUAAUUUGACUAAAGAACCAAAAGAGUGGAGACAAAUGUUCACGACAAUCCUGGUGUUUAGGAAAACCUAAGUGAAUAAUGAAAGACAAAUAACACAAGUUGAAUUAAACUAGGGUAGUUAUUUAAGUAAAAUUUAAAUUUAGUCCAUUCUACCAUAAACCAUGUACUACUAACAACAAUAAAGGAGAGUUCAGAGGA
Messenger RNA from Suricata suricatta (meerkat), 1339 nucleotides. RefSeq names its product chromosome 7 C6orf201 homolog (gene C7H6orf201). NCBI's taxonomy places the organism in Eukaryota, Metazoa, Chordata, Mammalia, Carnivora, Herpestidae. The transcript is spliced from 5 exons. The record is from RefSeq and is a predicted model, not a curated record. Gene Ontology annotation, molecular function: nucleic acid binding. Bases 108 to 809 code for a protein of 233 amino acids.